AUGCUCGAUUCCUUUAUGAACAAGGGAGGAUUCCAAGUUGCGAAAUGCAAAACUCUGUUGAAACUGUCAAUUCCCCGAAUAAAGUUACUGAGAAACAGAAGAGAGAUACAAAUAAAGCAAAUGCGUAGAGAAAUUGCCAAGCUCCUUGAGACCGGUCAAGAAGCCACUGCUCGGAUUCGGGUUGAGCAUAUUAUAAGAGAAGAGAAGAUGAUGGCAGCACAGGAGAUAAUUGAGCUAUUCUGCGAGCUUAUUGCUGUUCGUCUUCCGGUCAUUGAAGCACAAAGGGAGUGUCCACUAGACUUGAAAGAAGCAAUUUCCAGUGUAUGCUUUGCUGCACCAAGGUGCGCCGAUCUCCCAGAGUUACUGCAGGUUCAAAUGCUGUUUACUGGCAAAUACGGAAAAGAAUUUGUUUCAUCUGCAACUGAGCUUAUGCCGGAAUGUGGUGUAAAUCGCCAGUUGGUGGAGUUGUUAUCUGUUCGAGCUCCUGCUCCUAAUGUUAAACUGAAGCUGCUUAAGGAAAUUGCUGAGGAGCACGAGCUAGACUGGGAUCCAAGUGCAUCUGAAACUGAAUUGCUGAAGCCACAUGAAGACUUACUGAGCGGGUCGACACAAUUUGUCAGUGGUUCUAAGGUGCCCCUUCACAAAGAGAAACAUGAUGAACCACUAUAUUCUGCUUCUAAACAAGACACGGAAAAACAGUCAGACUCUGAUGCUGAGUUUGAAAUAUUAGAUUUUCCCGAAGUUCCUAAGCAGCCAUUACAAUCGAGUAAAAACACUGUCUCGGCACCAGAAAUGCUUCCUUUUCCUGCCUCUGCCCUAUCUGAAAGUUACGAAGAAGAUUCAGAACCUUAUGGAGAUAAAAAUAAUCUGUCAGAAGAAGUCUUGCUGGAUAAAUCACUUAGCAGGGAACUUGACUCCCCCAAUAUUUUGUUGGGUCCAGUGGAUGACAAACAGUUUGUGCCAUUCAUGUCUCCUCCAUCACAAUCUUCUGCAUCGGUUCCUGUGAGACAAGGCAAUGUACCUCCCCAUGUCGUGGGGAUCAAAAGUGGGAACAAUGUGGAUUUACAGGAUGUACUGGCUGCUGCACUGGCAGCUGCUGAUAGUGCUGAGCGUGCAGCAGCUGCUGCCCACUCUGCGGCUAGCCUUGCCCAGUUUAGAAUCAGUGAACUUGUCAAUAAAAAUAAUGGCGAGGUUUCAGAUGGUAGUGUUGAAAACCCGUUUCAUGGUAACAAUGCAAAGUUGGACAACGUAGAAAAUCCCGUUUUGGAUAAUCAAAGUUCAUUUGGUUCUGACAGUGUUUUGGGUUCUCCUAGCAUACAUCAGGCGUCAAACCUUACUUCAGGUAACGACGCCAAAGGGGAAUCCUCGCCCAAAAAUCAUGUCGUCAGCCCUGGUACUGCUCACCAACCUCAGAGAUUACCUUCAAUGGAUGAUGAGACAUUUCUCUCGUACCCAAACCUGUUCACUAGGCAAAGCUCAAAUCUUAGUUCUCAUGCUCAGUCAUUUACAGAAAAUUCCAGAUCGACCCAGGAUCACUAUGUGACUGCCCUAGUGUAUAUGGAUUCAACCAUGGAGGCAGCACUUCCGGAGCCAUGUGCCGCCUCUGGCAUCUAUGCGACUGCUCUAGCUGACAUGGCCGAAACUGUGGAGGCAGCGCUUCCGGAGCCUAAAUGGCGGAUACAGCCUCCAGUAGCUAUGUGA
Fraxinus pennsylvanica is the source of this 1701-nucleotide messenger RNA. Lineage: Eukaryota; Viridiplantae; Streptophyta; Magnoliopsida; Lamiales; Oleaceae. The record is from the annotation of a GenBank genome assembly.